AUGUCCGUUCCCCUCGCGACCCCCUCCCGGGAUGCCAUACAAGCAGCCAUCGACCGCGUAUCGGCUGACCGUAAUGCCUUCGAGCUCAUCCACGUCUCCCAGCCCACUUGGCCGUUCGCAUCCGAAGCGUCCCAAUCCUCUGAAAGAGCCCACAUCGUCAUCCUCGACUCAUCCUUCAAUCCCCCUCAUUUCGCACACGAAGCCAUGGCCUCAUCCACCUUCCCUCCUCCCCUCGUCUCCAGCGACGUAGACUCUCAGCCGCCCUACUCGGCCCGCCUCCUCCUCUUUUCGGUACGGAACAUCCAGAAGACGCCUAAAGCGGGGGACGCGUCCCCCGUCCAGAGGCUGGAAAUGACGCUUCUCCUCGCUGCGCGGCUGGCCAAGAGUCAUGCACUUCCUGGAGGAGUGGCAGUGGGGAUUCUGAAUGAGCCUACAUUCGUCGGGAAGAGCCGGAUCCUUCACUCCCACCUCUCAUCCCCUAUCUCCCCCACAGCAUCCUCCUCUACCUCGGUACCUCCGGCCGGACGGCGGAUCAAGCUAUCCUUCCUGAUAGGCAGCGACACCCUUACCCGCUUCUUCCAGCCCUCCUUCUACGGCGGUAUCUCCGGUAUGAACGCCGCGUCGGAGGAAUACUUCGGGAUGGGCUCUCUCCUGAUUUGCGGGCGGAGAGGGGAAGGGAAAGAGAGUCGGGCGGUGGAGCAGGAAGUAUUGGAUAGGGAGGAGGUGCGGCCUUGGGUCGAGAAGGGGCUGGUGAGGAUGUUGGAGAGUAAUCAAGGAGGGCAGGAGGAUAUCAGCUCGACGACUAUACGGACGGCGAUCAGGGAUGGGGAUGAUGCGGUCUUGGGCGGACUGAUACCUGAGGAGAUUAUGGCGUAUAUACGGAGGGAGGGGUUGUAUACCUCAUAG
Messenger RNA from Dioszegia hungarica, 906 nucleotides. RefSeq lists its product as uncharacterized. Gene Ontology annotation, molecular function: ATP hydrolysis activity; nicotinamide-nucleotide adenylyltransferase activity. Gene Ontology annotation, cellular component: cytoplasm; nucleus. The record is from RefSeq and is a predicted model, not a curated record. NCBI's taxonomy places the organism in Eukaryota, Fungi, Basidiomycota, Tremellomycetes, Tremellales, Bulleribasidiaceae. The coding region runs from base 1 to 906 and encodes 301 amino acids. The transcript has a single exon.